Tripterygium wilfordii is the source of this 1313-nucleotide messenger RNA. RefSeq names its product 50S ribosomal protein L4-like. Gene Ontology annotation, molecular function: structural constituent of ribosome. NCBI's taxonomy places the organism in Eukaryota, Viridiplantae, Streptophyta, Magnoliopsida, Celastrales, Celastraceae. Gene Ontology annotation, biological process: translation. The record is from RefSeq and is a predicted model, not a curated record. Gene Ontology annotation, cellular component: ribosome. Bases 219 to 1139 code for a protein of 306 amino acids. The transcript is spliced from 9 exons.
UCUCGGGUUAUUUUCACGUCGCACCGGAUUCUGCGUACAGCAAGCAAACACAGAACGGGAAAAAAUGGCUACGCUUCUAAAACCAUGAACCCUCCCUUACUCCCUCGCUACUCCUACUCUACACCACACGCUAUCCACUUUCUCACCUCCACCGUCGUCGCAAGCUGUUUCCCGGGCCUCCUGUCGCAGGGAACUGAACUGCAGCAAUUUUUUGAGUAAUGGCUCUGUCCGUCUCCAGAAGAAUUUUACGCUCAUUUGGUUCAUUUCAUAGUCAGUCAUCUCGAGCUUCUCAUGGAAACUGGUUGUUUCCUGUGGACUCCUCAACCGUUGUCAAGGAUGUGCCACUUAGCCUAUCUUGUCGAAGGCUUUCUACUACCAUCCUAACCCCUGGAACUGGUGAUGGUUCUUCAUUUCCCGGUGAUUCAUCAACGAGGUCUAUACUAAUGCCCGACCGUAAAAUAGGACUUUAUGAAGAUCUGGUAACUCGUGUUACAAAUUUUAUUAACGAGGACAAGGGAUUAAUGAUUUUGGCUGGUGAUGUUUUUGAUGUACCAAUUAGGAAGGAUAUCAUUCAUCGUGUUGUACUAUGGCAACUUGCAAAGCGGCAACAGGGAACACAUUCAACAAAAACUAUUAGUGAGGUUAGUGGGACUGGGAAGAAGCCAUAUCAGCAAAAGGGUACUGGAAGAGCGAGGCAUGGGACAUUGCGUGGACCUCAGUUUAGGGGUGGUGCUACAAUGCACGGCCCUAAGCCACGAAGUCAUGCGAUCAAGCUGAAUAAGAAAGUUCGGCGUCUAGGGCUGAAGAUUGCUCUUACUGCUCGUGUAGCAGAAGGGAAGCUUCUGGUUUUUGAAGACUUGGAGGUUCUGACUCAUAAAACCAAGAACAUUGUUAACUAUGUCAACGAAAUGGAGAACACCAAAAAACUGCUGCUUGUGGAUGGUGGCCCAAUAAAUGAAAAGCUGAAGUUAGCUACACAAAAUCUACACUAUGUCAACGUACUACCCUCAAUUGGUUUAAACGUAUAUAGCAUCUUGUUGCAUGACACAUUGGUGAUAUCCCGCUCUGCAGUGGAUAGGAUUGUUGAGCGGAUGCACACUCCAAUUAACCGUAGAACUUUGGUGACUUUAUGUGCUUAGCUAUAUGCCUAUAUCCCUUUUAAUUCAGAGUAUGGGUUUCUUUCCCCUUUCCCAGAAGCAGAAAUAGUGAAAAAUAUAAUUGGUGUACAUUGUGGGUGGAUGCCCAUUUCUUGUAUCAGCAGAAUUUUGUAAGAAGUUUUCUUCAAUUUCAAAUAUAGAUUUGCAUUUCUUAGA